Molecule: messenger RNA, 2141 nt
Organism: Spea bombifrons (plains spadefoot toad)
Lineage: Eukaryota; Metazoa; Chordata; Amphibia; Anura; Pelobatidae
Gene: PCMTD1
Product: protein-L-isoaspartate (D-aspartate) O-methyltransferase domain containing 1
Exons: 7
Coding region: 383-1456 (357 amino acids)
Biological process (GO): protein modification process
Cellular component (GO): cytoplasm
Molecular function (GO): protein-L-isoaspartate (D-aspartate) O-methyltransferase activity
Source: RefSeq, a predicted model, not a curated record
CAUCAAAACAAAUAAGGACUCCGGUGGAUUGGGAGGCCUCCGUUUAGUCUGUGCGGCAUCCCGCUAUUAAUCCCGGUGUGUUCGCACACCGUUUAUACAUUUCCUUAUCCUGUCACCUGCCAGAUAAAAGAGGCCAGAGUGAGUCCCUGCAUGCCGGAUACCCCUCUGUCCCGCUGCCUGGCCUCUCACGUUAUAGAUGUUGCGUAAUCACAUUGGUUACAAAAAUCGCUGAACUUAUAUAUGCAUGCAGAGGCAAGAAGCGUACAUGUACUGCAGGUGUGCUUAUGAUAUGCUAAAGGGACAUUGACUGAAGUUUGCUACUUGUUGAUCCAUACUCCUGUCCUCUUCUGAUGUGCAAAUUAUUUAAAGCCUAACACACACUAUGGGAGGAGCAGUGAGUGCUGGUGAAGACAAUGAUGAUUUAAUUGAUAAUCUUAAAGAGGCACAAUAUAUACGUACUGAAAAAGUGGAACAAGCCUUCAGAGCAAUUGAUCGUGGAGAAUAUUAUCUAGAAGGAUAUCGGGACAAUGCGUACAAAGACUUGGCUUGGAAACAUGGAAACAUUCAUUUAUCUGCUCCCUGCAUUUACUCUGAAGUUAUGGAAGCACUAAAACUGCAACCAGGGUUAUCGUUUCUUAAUCUUGGAAGUGGAACAGGAUAUUUAAGUACAAUGGUGGGCUUAAUUUUAGGUCCGUUUGGAAUAAAUCAUGGUAUUGAGCUUCAUUCAGACGUUGUGGAGUAUGCAAAAGAGAAAUUGGAAUCGUUCAUCAAGUAUAGUGAUAGCUUUGACAAAUUUGAGCUUUGUGAACCAUCUUUUGUGGUUGGUAAUUGUUUGGAAAUUUCAUCAGACAGUCCUCAGUAUGACAGGAUCUACUGUGGAGCUGGGGUCCAGAAAGACCACGAAAAUUACAUGAAAAUUUUAUUAAAAGUUGGAGGAAUAUUAGUAAUGCCUAUUGAAGAUCAGCUUACUCAGAUCCAAAGAACUGGGCAAAAUACGUGGGAAAGUAAAAACAUACUGGCAGUUUCAUUUGCUCCUUUGAUGCAACCGAAUAAGAAUGACAACCACAAACCAGAUACUGUGAGAUUACCUCCCUGUACUGUGAGGAGUCUUCAGGACUUGGCCCGCGUCUAUAUUCGCCGUACACUUAGAAACUGCAUAAAUGAGGAAAUGCAGGCAAAGGGUAUUCCUCCCAAGGCACCACCGAAACGGAAACGAAGACGAUGCCGCAGACGCCGCAUUAACACAUACGUGUUUGUAGGAAAUCAACUUAUUCCUCAACCAUUGGACAGUGAUGAUGAUGAAAAGAUUGACGACGACGGCAAGGAAGUGGAAAAGGACCACAAUGAAUCUAUGAAAGUGGAGGAACCUCCACCAAACCUCCUUAGAGAAAAGAUUCUGAGUUUGCCCCUCCCAGAAUCUUUAAAGGCUUACUUGACCUAUUACAGAGAAAAAUAACACACUGGAAACCACAACUUUGCCUGCUGAUAUUUAAUUUACUUGGCGAAAAAUGUAGCAUUUGUUAACUAAUUGAUCAGAGAUACAGUGGACACCUAAAACUGUCUCAACUUCAUCAAUUUAGUUUAUAUUCUAAAAUCUAUAUUUUUCUCAACAUUUUGAAGUGCAAUCUAGGCAAGUUUUAUCUCUAAACAAGUUAUCACAGAGUUGUAAGAGGUAUAGCUUGCACUUUAGAAAGGCAUUCUUUUUAGGUAGGUAAAUUGACAUUCUUUGUAUUGGACAGAUUAAAUCACAUCUAGCCAUUCACAGCACUUUUCAGACAAACAAGUAUAGCUUGAGUCUGUCUAUAAAAUUAAGAUCUAAAUGCAAAUCCUAUUAUGUGGCGUCCCUUCUACUACGCGUGUUAUUGUGUUAAUCAUCUGUUAUACCAAUCCAAAUUGUCUGAUCGGAAUUUAAAUUAUAACGGUCUUUAAACGGCAUUCUUUCAUUUCAAGAACAAGUGUCAAAAAUAUGGAAAUCAUGUUGUAUUGAAGAAAAUGUAUGUUGCAAUCCUCAUCAACACAAUAUGUUUGUUCUCUCUAUGUCAUGUGACCCUUUGAAAUAUGUUUAAAUAUAUGCUGGAUAUCUAGGAAUAGUUUAUUUUAUAGUGCUAAUGCAAGAAUGGUAAUUAAGAGAAUUCUUGUAA